Messenger RNA from Ilex paraguariensis (yerba mate), 459 nucleotides. The record is from the annotation of a GenBank genome assembly. Lineage: Eukaryota; Viridiplantae; Streptophyta; Magnoliopsida; Aquifoliales; Aquifoliaceae.
AUGCAGUCCUUAAACGAUGAUAAUGCAUCUCAAGCUGAUACUGUGGAUAUUGGAACCUAUGACCAUUCAAUUCCAAAAGCCUAUCCUGUGAAAGAGGAAGAGUCAAAUGGCUACAUGACACAACAAUCCUUCAGCGGCUCCAGUCAUAGUUCGAAUAUUACUGAUGAUGCCUCAAAGCAAGCUGGGCAAAGGUUUUCUAUGACCCCUUAUAUGACACCUCGGCUUACUCCAACAGCAACUCCAAGAAUAAAUUCCACUAGUGUGUCCCCCAGAAGGUAUUCAGCUGCCGGAUCUCCUCAGAAAACCUCUGGUACCAAUUCUCCAAUAAAAUCUCAAUAUGAAGGACGGGGUACACUUUCUUCAUGGUACCCGUCAAGCCAGCAGUCAUCAGCUGCAAACUCUCCUCCACGUGGACGCCCAAUGCCAGGUUUGGAAGAUCUAUUGCAAAAUCCAAUUUGA